Molecule: messenger RNA, 990 nt
Organism: Miscanthus lutarioriparius
Lineage: Eukaryota; Viridiplantae; Streptophyta; Magnoliopsida; Poales; Poaceae
Source: the annotation of a GenBank genome assembly
AUGUCGAUUGUGCCGGCAGGAGAGGCUGGUGUAUUCGGGUUCAGGCGAUCAUGGAGGAUCGGGAGGAGUGGGGUGGUUGAGCCGGAGGUGGAGGAGUCGACGGUGUUGUCCGAGGCGGAGACGGCGAAGCGGACCGCCAAGGACAGAAAGGUCAAGGCGCAUCUUCUUCAAUGUAUUCCUGAUGACUUGCUUAUGCAAGUCGCCAAGAAGAAGACGGGGAAGGAGGUGUGGGAUUCCCUGAAAGCUCGCUUCGUUGGGGCGGAUCGGGUGAAGGACGCGAGGUUGCAGAUGCUCAAGACGGAGUUUGAUGCCAUUUGGAUGAAGAAUGGAGAAUCCCUGGAUGAGAUUGUGGGGAAACUGACGGCGAUGUCAGUUAGAUACAGCAGUCUGGGGGGAUGCCUGGAGGAUCGGGAGUUAGUCAAGAAAUUGUUUGAUAUCGUGCCUGAUCAGUACUUGACGGUCGUGGCCGGUAUUGAGCAAUUCUAUGAUCUGAAGUCGUUGGCAUUUGAUGAUGUAGUUGGGCGUUUGAAGGCAUUAGAAGAACCGGAGUGGGAAGCUAGACAGAAGAACGCGGGAGGUGACUCUUCUGGGAAGGGGAAGAGAGGAGAUGGUGGGAGCCGAGGGCGUGGUCGUGGCCGCAGUGGUGGCGGUGGCGGUCGAGGUGCCGGUGGUGAUGCCGGGAAGGAUGGCGCAGGGAAGCGUGACAAAAGUCACAAAAAAUGCUUCAAGUGUCACACCUAUGGGCAUUAUGCAAAUAGAUGCCCAAACGAGAAGAAGAAGGAGGAGGCGCACUUUGCAAAGGCGGAGGAGAAGGAACACUCGGUGUUACUUGCUAAAACGGCCAUGCCGAGACAGCUUGAGCACCCGUCAACAAACCAAGUUCAGAAGGUUGAAAGGAGGAGUACAUGUGGGAUGGCGUUUUAUCUGAAUGAGAACCUUAUAACCUGGUGCUCUCAGAAGCAAAAAGAUGAGAGCAUUGUCUUCCUGUGA